Messenger RNA from Bipolaris victoriae FI3, 339 nucleotides. RefSeq lists its product as hypothetical. Bases 1 to 339 code for a protein of 112 amino acids. Lineage: Eukaryota; Fungi; Ascomycota; Dothideomycetes; Pleosporales; Pleosporaceae. The transcript has a single exon. The record is from RefSeq and is a predicted model, not a curated record.
AUGUAUAAUCCCGCAUUGUCCUACUAUGCGGGUCCGUGGGCGCCGCCGCCUCCUGGUUUCUAUCCUGCGCACCGGGUUCAAGGGCCUCAACAACCCCCUACUAAUCAGCCGUCCACAAACAACGUAUCCACCGCCGCUCAGCAAGAUUCAGCUUCUGCUCAUGCGGCGGUGAAUGCUCCACGUAAUGAUAAACCGAGCGCUGAAGCCAAACAGCCUGACCCAGAUCAGAGUGCUGUUGCUCAAGCCCCAAUGAAUGGUCAUGAAAACCAAGUCCCAGCUCUGACCUUCGAUAUUAUGGUAAGUCUAUCAGGGGUACUGUGGUUUGAACAAUGCAGCUAA